CAUCUCUUCCCUUGUUCCUCAGGGUCCAGCUCCACUCAGGUGAGGCUUUUUUUCCCAUUUCUUUACCCCUCUCUCUCUCUCAAUCUAUCUACAGACAUUCACUUUUUCCGCGACUGGUUGAUCAUUCUCCAAUCCUGGUAUAUCACUACGACACUUACAUACCAGCUUUCACAAUGGCUGAAAUUAUGAUGAAGCGACAACUUAACAAGAAAAAGGGUCACGGGUUCUCCAGAAAGUGUGCUUCGCUUGUUAAACAGCAGCGUGCUCGGAUUUACAUUCUUCGUCGCUGUGCUACCAUGCUUGUGUGCUGGUACUUCCAAGGAGAUGAUUAAGUACUUGAAAACCAUAAUCAAUGACAAAUACAUAUAUUACUAGGUCUCUUUUCUCUCGGCAUUAGUCUUUCUUCACCAGUCUCUCAUCAGCUCCUUCUCUCUUCCCUCUCCGGAUUUGAACUUCACUUAACGACGACGA
Daucus carota subsp. sativus is the source of this 471-nucleotide messenger RNA. RefSeq names its product small polypeptide DEVIL 22. Bases 174 to 332 code for a protein of 52 amino acids. The transcript has a single exon. Lineage: Eukaryota; Viridiplantae; Streptophyta; Magnoliopsida; Apiales; Apiaceae. The record is from RefSeq and is a predicted model, not a curated record. Gene Ontology annotation, biological process: negative regulation of cell population proliferation.